AUGACUGACACUAUAUUGCAGUUUACGAACGAUGGGAUAUCUGCCAGUAAAAUUGUUUUGCUAACACCACCAGCCAUAUCAAUAGAUAUGUACACAGAGUUCUGUAAAGAACAAGGUAAUUUGAAUUGCUAACUCUAUACGAGUAUGGAAACAUUCUCCUGUUAUAUAACCGUUAUUCUAGGAGGGUGACACCAAUUAUGUACUGUGAAAAGUGUUCUUCCUGGUGGCCCCUCCCUUUGUUAAAAAGUGGGGGUAGCAUUUCCCGAGAAAAAAUUUACCCCUUGAUACUAAGUGUUGUCUAAGUGUCUUCUAGUGUAUUGAUCCGAAAAAUGUCAGGAAACCAUUUUGCUCUGGUUAAUUUGCUGUUUUAGAACUAGUACUUCAAGGUUGAGAGUGAGUUUAUUGAUCUGGAUCCAGUUGUUUAAAAGUUAAACUGGAUAAAUCUCUGACUAUCCAGUUGAUAGUGCAAUCAGUUUUCCUAACACUCAUCCACUGGAUAGUGAGUUAUUAACCCAUGGAUAUUGUUUUUCCAACCUUUCAAACAAAUUGGGGCUUGUGAUUUAGCUAGCCUGUAUGCAAGCUGAGAAUCCUUUCAACUCUUAGUGGCAAGUGAAGUAUGCAAGAGAACAUUGGAGCAGACAGUGAAGUGCUCUUGCAUUAAUCCUUUUUUUUGCCUUGUGCAAAUCAAACUUUUUACGAUUUCCCUUAAAUGGGGAGUUUGCACGCUGGCUUGUUCUUGACAAGUCUUCCCUAGGGUCUUUGGAGUUUACGGUUUGCCAGGAUGAAAGGUGCCCUUAAAGGCCUACCCCCAGGGGCCAGGGGGGGGGGGACUUCGCAUAUGAAAGGGGUGAGGAUGCUUGUCGUCUCAUAUAGGGGUGUAAAUUUCGGAUUUUGGUCAUCACUUAGGGUGUUUUGGGCAAAACGCCAUAUUUAGCCAUGUAGGUCUCUUGUAGGGUUGCAUGCAAAAAAAUAUAUAAAUAUGUAUAUUUUUUUGGUCUCUUUUAGGGGUCAAAAAAAGCUUGGGCCUUGCCCAGAUCUUUCUCCUUUAGCAGUUUAAUUCAAAAUUUCCAACGAGCAUCCCCACCCCUUUCAUAUGCGGAGUCCACCCCCCGGGGGCCUACUUUACCUUACCUUUCAAUGAACCUUUCAAAUAACCCAUUUUUUAAGACAGUGUAAAAAUAGUUAACCUAAAGAAAUGUUCAAUUUUUUUUUCUCCAGGAAGGGAAAUGAGCUUGUCCAAUGAGAGAUUAAAACUUUUUGCUGAAAAAUGUGCUGAAUUGGAAAAAACACUUGGAGUGGAUGUUGUUGAUCUGUACACUUUAUUUCAUGCACAACCAGUAAGACAUCCUGCUGUCUAUAUAAAUUGUUAGAUAUUGAAUUGAUUUUAUUGUCAUAAUGAUUGACAGGAGGAUUUUUCACUAAAAUCAGUAAAUCAGUAUUUGCUGAAUUCCUAUAGAAACAAAGAAAGAAAGAAAUGAAGAGAUAUUGAAAUAAGAGAAAAAAGGGAAAACCUGGAAAGAAGAGAAGGCUAACAGGAGAAACAGAGGUGGGAACCAGGAGAGAAGUGGUGGGGAUUCAGGGCAGAAGCGGUGGGAAUCAGGGUAAAGGGGUGGGAACAAGAAGAGAAGUGGUAGGAAAUUAGGGCAGAAGGGGUGGGAACAGGAGAGAAGUGGUAGGGAAUCAGGGCAGAAGGGGUGGGAACUAGGAGAGAAGUGGUGGGGAAUCAGGACAGAAAGGGUGGGAACUAGGAGGGAAGAGGUGGGAAUCAGGAAAGAAGGGGUGGGAACCACGAGGGAAGAAGUGGGAAUCAGGGAAGAAGGGGUGGGAAAUAGGAGAGAUGUGGUGGGAAAUCAGGACAGAAGUGGGUGGGAAACAGGAGAGAUGUGGUGUGGAAUCAGGGCAGAAUGGGUGGGAAGCAGGAAAGAAUGAGUGGGAACCAGGCAGGAGAGAAGGGGAAACAAUAUUGAAAGUGCAAAGAAUUGUCGGUAAGUUAAGGUUAAGGGACUGAAGUUUAAAAAUCUUCACGCCCUUUAAUUUUCAUUGUAUUGUUAACUAACCAUCAUUUUCACCGUUUUGUUUCUUUAAGAACUGGACUUCAUUCCUGAGUGAUGGUCUCCAUCUAUCAAAAGAAGGGAACCAUUUUGUGGCAAAGCAAGUGAUUCCCAUUCUGGAGGCCAAGCUAGCAAAAUUACCUCAGGUGUUCCCUGAUUGGAAGGAAAUUGAUCAUAAAACUCCUGAGAACACAUUCUGUAAUUAAGAGUCACAAGAAAAGGGCUGUCUUUUUUUGGCACUUCUCUAUACUUAGGUAAUGCUCUGAUUCAGUGUGCUUUUCAUCUCUUUCAUAAUAAUAAGAAGUGGUAAAAGGCUCCUUAACCUUAA
Molecule: messenger RNA, 2379 nt
Organism: Porites evermanni
Lineage: Eukaryota; Metazoa; Cnidaria; Anthozoa; Scleractinia; Poritidae
Source: the annotation of a GenBank genome assembly